Molecule: messenger RNA, 1063 nt
Organism: Spea bombifrons (plains spadefoot toad)
Lineage: Eukaryota; Metazoa; Chordata; Amphibia; Anura; Pelobatidae
Gene: BRCC3
Product: BRCA1/BRCA2-containing complex subunit 3
Exons: 1
Coding region: 38-823 (261 amino acids)
Biological process (GO): double-strand break repair
Cellular component (GO): BRISC complex; BRCA1-A complex
Molecular function (GO): polyubiquitin modification-dependent protein binding; metallopeptidase activity; cysteine-type deubiquitinase activity
Source: RefSeq, a predicted model, not a curated record
GGAUAUGAUAUAGCAGCCCGGAUAUCGCCCGGGAAUAAUGGCGGUACAGGCUGUACAUAUUCAAGGGGAUGCUUUCCUUGUCUGUGUGACCCACUCUCUGAGUACAGAGAGGGAGGAGGUUAUGGGGCUGUGUAUCGGGGAAGUGGAUACACAUCGCGUGGUGCAUAUCUACUCCGUAAUCAUUCUACGGCGGUCCGACAAGAGGAAGGACCGAGUGGAGAUUUCCCCGGAGCAGCUAUCCGCAGCCACCACCGAGGCUGACCGGCUGGCGGAGAUAACAGGACGCCCCAUGCGGGUGGUCGGCUGGUACCAUUCCCACCCACACAUCACCGUGUGGCCCUCUCAUGUGGACGUGCGCACCCAGGCUAUGUAUCAGAUGAUGGACAGUGGCUUUGUGGGUCUUAUCUUCUCCUGCUUUAUCGAAGACAAGAACACAAAGACGGGACGCAUAUUAUACACCUGCUUCCAGUCGGUCCAAGCGCAGAAAGGCACCGAGUACGAGAGGAUCGAGGUGCCCCUGCAUGUGGUCCCACAUGACACAAUUCGGAAGGUUUGUUUGGAAUCCGCAGUGGAACUUCCCAGAAUCCUUUGCCAGGAGGAACAGGAUGCCUACCGCAGGAUACACAGCCUCGGACAUUUGGAUUCAGUCACGAAGAUUCACAACGGUUCUGUGUUUACUAAGAACCUGUGCGGUCAGAUGUCUGCCAUCAGUGGGCCGCUCUUGCAGUGGCUGGAGGACCGCCUGCAGCACAACCGACAGCGUGUGCUGGAAUUAGAGCUGGAGAAAGAGCAGCUCAUGCAGGAACUAGACUCCCUUAACUGAUCAGACUGUGGAGAGGGCACAGGGGGUGCUCGAGUCUUCACUGAUGAACAGGAGUGUGCCCAAGACCUCUUCUUUUUGUUAUAUUACAUUACUACAUAAGUAACAUAGGACAUGUCUUAAUCUCCAUCAUUGUUGGUGCCGUUGCUAUUUUAUUGCAGUUCACACUGCUGUGGUAUAUGUCUUUUUCUGAAGCCUUGCAAAAUGUAUAAUAAAACAGUAAAAAAGAAAACAUACAAAAAA